Molecule: messenger RNA, 1701 nt
Organism: Ilex paraguariensis (yerba mate)
Lineage: Eukaryota; Viridiplantae; Streptophyta; Magnoliopsida; Aquifoliales; Aquifoliaceae
Source: the annotation of a GenBank genome assembly
CAAUUCGUAACCCAAGGGCCACGGGGCAAGGCCAGCAACCGAGCAGACGCCUCUUCUCUCUCUGUUUCUCUUCCCUCCAAAGUCUUUCUCCUCUCUCUCCAAACUAUACAUGCUUUCUUGAUAUAUGUGUAUGUCUAUAUAUGUAUGGUUAGCGUAAUCUAGCAGAUACGGUUUCCUUUAGUUCCUUCUGAUUAUUUCAAUCUAAAGUCAACAUGCAAGUAUUGGAUCAACCAAGUUGAUUCAGAAUCGAGGUAGCGAGAACUUUGAAGCUUUGGGGGAAGCACACAAAUAGAUUGAAACAGAGUUUGAGAGGAAAAAAAAAAUGAAGAAAGAAGAGCAAGCUCGGUCUCUGUUUGGAAUCUCUAUUUCUCACAGACCCACAUGGCAACAGUUCCUUAUUUGUUCUUCUGGGUUCUUCUUUGGUUAUCUCGUGAAUGGCAUCUGUGAGGAAUAUGUGUACAAUAGGCUCCAAUUCAGUUAUGGUUGGUACUUCACAUUUGUACAAGGGUGGGUUUAUCUUUUUCUGAUUUACUUUCAAGGCUUCACCCCCAAGCAAAUGGUGAACCCAUGGAAGACUUAUGUGAAGCUCUCUGCAGUGCUUAUGGGUUCACAUGGACUUACCAAAGGGUCUUUGGCUUUUCUUAAUUACCCAGCGCAGCUCAUGUUUAAAUCCACCAAGGUUCUGCCAGUGAUGAUAAUGGGGGCCUUUAUACCCGGUUUGAGGCGGAAGUACCCACCUCAUGAAUACUUAUCUGCCAUACUUUUAGUAGUGGGCUUGAUCCUUUUCACUUUAGCGGAUGCACAAACUUCACCAAAUUUCAGCAUAAUCGGUGUUUUAAUGGUAUCUGGUGCGCUAAUUAUGGAUGCGUUUCUUGGUAAUUUGCAAGAAGCAAUCUUUACCAUGAAUCCUGAAACCACACAGAUGGAGAUGCUAUUUUGCUCUACCGUUGUAGGUUUGCCUUUCUUGAUCCCACCGAUGCUUUUGACAGGUGAAUUAUUCAGGGCAUGGAGUUCAUGUUCUCAGCAUCUUUAUGUGUAUGGUGUGUUGAUCUUUGAAGCCAUGGCCACCUUUAUAGGCCAAAUCUCUGUGCUUUCCCUCAUUGCCUUAUUUGGUGCAGCCACCACUGCUAUGGUGACAACAGCGAGGAAGGCCGUUACAUUACUGCUAUCGUAUUUGAUAUUUACAAAGCCAUUAACCGAACAGCAUGGGACUGGACUGCUGUUGAUAUCAAUGGGGAUUAUAAUGAAGCUGUUGCCCGAAAACAAGCUGCCCAAGAGGUCAACAACAACCUCAUCUUCCAUCCCCAAGAUUGAAAAACCUUCAUAUAGUGAAGAAAACAGAAUUCAAAUAGAUAUUGAAGAGGAGGAAGAAAAUCGACCGUUGGUCUCAAAAUAAGCUCUUAUGUUUAAAUGUCAUUUCCUUUUUUUCUUGUCUGAUUUUGCUUUUUUUUUUUUUAUAAGUAUUUGCAAGUAGUACAAGUAGGAAGAUGUCUGCAGGUUCUUUAUCCUUCCCUCCUCUUCCGGUAUUUGAAUAAAUAUAAAUAAAAAAGCGGGAGUGAUAAAAAAGAUGCGGGGACGUAUGUAUGCUUUACUAGUCAAGUUUGGGCUAAUUUAUAGAUUUUUGGGUCCAGUGUAUCGUUAGGGUAUGUUUGUUUCGAGUAUAAAAUUUAGGUGGUAUAAGAUUUUAUAUUCAUUUCAUUA